Messenger RNA from Rodentolepis nana, 1512 nucleotides. Lineage: Eukaryota; Metazoa; Platyhelminthes; Cestoda; Cyclophyllidea; Hymenolepididae. The record is from the annotation of a GenBank genome assembly.
AUGACCGGGAAACCCCAUAACAAUACGAAUCCUCGCAAAUUUAAGGAAAAAAUAGAGCUUCUUCGUCAGAAGGAAGCACAAUUAACGGCCAAUUUCAUGGAGGUUAUGCGUGGAAUUCCUACUCUUACUCGCAACGUGGUCACUUAUUCAGAUUUAGCUAAUAAAGAUUUAUCUCCCACUGGCAAUAUGUCACCAUCUCCGAGAAUAUCUCUAGACGCCGCUAAACCCGCUGGUGGUUACACUCGUGGUAUGGAUAAGUCAGACAGUUAUCAGUACGCUCUUGAAGCAGCCAGCGGCACGACAAAUCGAAGUCACUAUGGCAACAGUGGGGGUCUUGAUUCUGGUGGAGGGGGUGAAAGAGUGUCGAUAUCAAACCAAAUUUCCGGGACGGAUGAAUCAACGGCAGAUACACACACUCAGGGAAGAAAUCGAGAGACUUCAAAGGCCAGGAAUUGGAGUCGAAAUCAAUCCAGUGCAGAUUCGGGCGAUUCUGGCCUCGUAUCUCAAAUCUCCCCUCUACGAGGUCCACAGAAUUCAUUAUCCCCAUCUGUCUCCUAUCAGCCCAAUCUUGCCUCCAUCUCCGUUUCUCCUCAUUCCCCCUCUCCAUCCUCCCUUCCUCCCACGUCUUCUUCCAGCCUUCCUGUUCCACCGACUGCAUCUCAAUUUUAUCCCUCUGCUGAACCCUCUCCAUCCACCAAUCAACGCCAGCAGUUCCAUCCGCCUGCAGCGCCUCCCCCCGUUCAACCUACACAUUCUGCCAAUCGCCACACGAUUAUCGCUGAUUACGGAUGGGGUGAUAGUGGCAAUCCUGUAGAUGGGGAAUCUGGUGCUAUCCCAAGUGGUAUGAGUCUAAUGGACUACCGAAGAACUUACUCAGAUUCCUGCAUUCCUAGUUCCUUUGCUGAACCCAAUCGUCGGUUUCAACAGCAAAGUGGCGUUCUGCAGUAUCACCAACAGCUCGUUCAAAAUCAAGGUCCACCGUAUCCUCCACCUCCCCUACAACCUCAGCCUGUCCAAACUCUUCCCCCGGUUAAUGAAUUCACCUUUUCGCGAUAUCAAAAUACGAACAACCCCGCUGGAACCUCAGCAAUUAGUUCUAACGCAGCGUCAAUUACAGUUGGUGGGUCAUACUUUAAUGGAACGGGGUCUUCUUUAUCUCCGCGGUGCAGGCACCAAUCAUCCAUAACCGUCUCCCACCAACAUCAACAGAACCCUUCCUGGAGAAAGCUACAGCCGGAUUAUCAUAGUAUGCGUAAUAUACCUCAGAGAUAUGCCCCACUGCAUCAUCAUCAUCAUAACCACCAUCAUCAAAUGAUGCCAAUAACUCCACAACAACAGUCACAUCAGCAACAACAACAAUUGUCAACAUCAGAAGCUAUGUCGAUGGAAGGGUAUGAGAGUUAUGGAAGUGGUCAGAAUGGCGUCUGGGGAGUGAAUGGAAAUGGAAAUGGAUAUUCUGCCUCAGUGCGUGAUUUACCAUCGUCUAUGAAUACUUCUCGGCUAAGGAGGUAA